CAUGUUUGUUGUUGUCAGUCUAGUGAGCUUUGUUUACCAGGUUACUGAGGCGCCUCUAUCACCCUCUUAUAUCCUCACUCUGCUCACCUACUAGUGUUUCUGCUCAGCAGAAAGUUGAGAGAGGGUGAGGGAGUGUGUGAAGCAGCAGGUGGAGCCUAGUAGUGACUCACAUGUUAGCUAGUUAACCUGCUGGAGUCAUCAGCGGCAGGUGUCCUGCUGACACACUCGAAAGUCACAAUUAAGGGGUAAAUCCCCCCCCUAGUGACGUGAACCUGCUGCUGGGGGUCAACCUACUUAAUUACCCCCUCGAGGUUAACCCCCUGACAACCCCCAAUUAAGGGGAAACCCCAUAGUACCCACCGUACCCCAUAGUACCCACCGUACCCCAUAGCUGCUGCUGCUACGUCAGCAGUCAGUGAUGUAGUAAUGGUGGGAGCAGCGACCACCGACCCCAUACAGAUACAAUGAUCUACCGGAGAAAUGUGUUCUGAGUGCAGCACGAUAUAAGUGGAAAAAAGUGCGACCACGUACGUUGUGUAUGAGAGUGCGGAGGGGAGUCGAACCCAGGGAGAGAUUGUUGCAAGUGUUGGGCUGAUGGUCAGCUCAGACCUGAGGAUCUAGAGCUCACAAGCCCAGGGUCACUUUCUCCGCCACUCUGGACCUGUCGCAGGACAACAUGGAUGCCAGUAAAACACUGGGCAUGACAUCAGCAAUCAGCCUGGCCAAACCCAAGCCUUCCGAUUUAGAACACACAAAGGAACUGGAAGAAUACCUUCGAGAUGCAGGAAUGUUUGAGACUGAUGCAGAGUUGAAUCACAGAUUUGAGGUGUUGGGCAAGUUGAAUACGUUGGUGACACAGUGGAUACGAGAUGUAAGCAUCAACGUUAAGAAUAUGCCUCCUCAGAUUGCAGAUACAGUUGGUGGAAAGAUUUGUACAUUUGGAUCUUACCGACUUGGAGUGGCUGGCAAAGGUGCGGAUAUUGACGCUUUGUGUGUUGCUCCAAGACACAUUGAACGAAGUGACUAUUUUGGUAGCUUUUAUGACCUCUUGAAGGAUCAGCCAGAAGUAACAGAGAUGCGUGCCGUAGAAGAAGCAUUUGUACCUGUCAUUAAAAUGAAAUACGAGGGAAUAGAGAUUGAUCUUCUGUUCGCUCGGUUAGCGUUAAAGGAGGUACCUGACUCUGUAGACCUAAAGGAUGACACUAUUCUAAAAAACCUGGAUGAGAAGUGCGUGCGAAGUCUUAAUGGGUGUCGCGUGACUGAUGAAAUUUUACGCCAAGUGCCAAACAGAGAAAGUUUUCGUUUGGCUUUAAGGGCAAUAAAGUUAUGGGCUAAACGUCAUGGUGUAUACAGUAACGUCUUUGGAUAUCUUGGUGGAGUUUCAUGGGCUAUGCUGGUCGCACGCACAUGUCAGCUGUACCCUAAUGCUACAGCGUCGACACUCGUGGAAAAAUUCUUCCUCGUGUUUUCAAAAUGGACGUGGCCAGCACCGGUAUACCUCAAACAACCUUACGAUGCCAAGCUUGGUUUUAAGGUGUGGGAUCCUCGAGUGAAUGUCCAAGAUAGAUUUCAUUUAAUGCCCAUCAUCACACCUGCAUAUCCCCAGCAGAACUCAACUUUCAAUACCUCUCAGUCAACAAGAGCAGUUAUGGUUGAGGAAUUUAAAGCAGGUUUACAGAUAACAGAAGACAUCAUGCUGGCUAAAGCCACCUGGGAUAAACUCUUCCAGCCUCCAAACUUUUUUACUAAAUACAAACACUACCUUGUGGUGAUCGCUGUUGCUCGAACCCCAGAGGAUCACCUAGAAUGGUAUGGCCUUGUAGAGUCAAAAAUUAGACACCUAAUCGCCACCUUAGAGCACAAUGUUGCAAUAAAAACUGUUCACAUUAACCCUGCAACGUUUAAUUGUCGCGACAACGAAUAUGUGGACAAACCCCACUCAUCUUGGUUCCUAGGAGUUGACUUCAAUAAAUCAGAGAAUGUAAACAUAGAUCUCACCAAUGACAUCAAUAAGUUUGUUGAAGUAGUGUACAAGCAAAGUACCUACAACAAGGCUUAUAAGGAGGGAAUGGAGGUGAACUGCAAGUACGUCAAACGGAAACAGUUGACCAACUAUCUAUCACAAGAUAUAUUAGACAAAUACAAGUCCAAAAUCGAGGAAGGAGGGCAACCACGACCAAUAGGACAGAAGCGUAAGUCUGACCCUUUACCCCCAGACUCUCCAAGUCGAAACAGUCCAGAGUCUAAUAAAAAGCUCAAGAUAGACUCAGAAACUCUUCCAACUCAGGCAACCUUAAAUGGUGAUGACUCCAUUAUCUCCAUGGAUGAGGCCUUCUCAAAUACAUCAAUACCUGGCCUUGCCCCAGAAAUAAAUGCCACACAGAGGUGCAACUGCAGAUAGUAGCAGUGACAAAUGGUACAAAGCCAUUAAGUGGGGGAUAAGACCCAUUUGCAGAGACAUGUUCGCCUGUGAAAUGGUCUUCUUCAGAAGCCUAUUCCCCUUUGCAGUUGUUCUUUCACCACUGCAGGCAACAGUAUGCCAAAGGCACCUUCCAGACUGCCUUCUUGUUAGUGAAUGCUUUCUGGAGUCAUCCCACUAAUUCUUCAAGUUCUGGAUGACGGACACUAAGUAAUGUGCCGUGAAUCCUGCAUCUUUUGGGAGGCUUUCAUUCAUGUACCGUGUAUAUGCAAGCUGCUGAUACACGAGCCUGGUUUGAGAAUCACAGGAAUAGACUUUCCAGUCCAUUAACACAACUACUCUCUGAUAAGGGACUUUGCAAAUACAGAACUUCCCAGUAAUGAGAAAACCCAGAACUUCGCAGUACCGAGAAAAUCCAGAACUUCGCAGUACCGAGAAAAUACGGAACUUCCUAGUACCGAGAAAAUACAGAGCUUCUUAGCACUGGAAGAUCCCAGUAUUGUGUUCUUGGAAAUCUCCAGUGUACCACCCGUGUUCCCUACUUUACAUGACUGAACAAACACUAAUGUUACAUUAGUACAAAAAUUAGUAGCUGCAGUUCAUUGUUCUUAUUUUUAAGAGACCAUUCAUGUAAAAAGACAAUAAGUUUACAUAUGCAUGAAAAAUGUUAAAUAUAAUCUAAUUGAUAUAGAUUUAGAUUUUUGUACCUAAAGAUGAAGUGAAAUUAGACAGUUUAUUGAACCAUGUUCCAGUAUGUAAAGCACUUGUUUAUCAAAUAGUGUAUAGUAAUAUGCACAUAAUUAGAAGAUAAUAUAAGUUAUACUAGGAAGCAGCCUGUGAGCAUCUAGACAGUUUCUACUCAGAUGUUAUAGUAUUGUGUUAAUUUGUUUCGGUUUGACAGUUGCAUAAUUGACUCCCACUUUGUAGUAGAUUGGAUUGAAUAUGGUUGAACUGGAUGUAAAUAGCUUGAAAUAAAUAAGUUAAAAAGGAAAUGGAUGCCAUGAUUCCCUCCUCCCUCAUUGCUUUGAUGCUCUGUUUGAAGAAUACAAAAUAUAGGAACACUGCAGCAGACCUUCUGGCCCAUAAAACAUUGCAGUAGGCCUACAGGCCCAUAUUAGGCAGGUCAUUGUUAACACCUGUCUUAAACACAACUAGUAAACACCUGAAAUUAAUAAAUAGCAUCAAAUUUUU
Messenger RNA from Cherax quadricarinatus, 3610 nucleotides. RefSeq names its product poly(A) polymerase hiiragi (gene hrg). Lineage: Eukaryota; Metazoa; Arthropoda; Malacostraca; Decapoda; Parastacidae. Gene Ontology annotation, cellular component: nucleus. The record is from RefSeq and is a predicted model, not a curated record. Gene Ontology annotation, molecular function: RNA binding; poly(A) RNA polymerase activity.